Molecule: messenger RNA, 480 nt
Organism: Prorocentrum cordatum
Lineage: Eukaryota; Dinophyceae; Prorocentrales; Prorocentraceae
Source: the annotation of a GenBank genome assembly
AUGGGCAAGGAAGGCCGGCAACGACGGCGAUGCCAGCCGCGGCUCAGCUUCGGAGCGGCUGUCGGGCAGUCCAGGCAGCGUGCCAGGAAGGUCCGGGACUCGUGCCAGUGCGGCUUGCGCAAGGACGGCGAGCCUUGGGCUCUGAAGCAGGUCGUCAGCAAGGCGAACGGCAGCGACCAGGUGCCCGUCGGCGACGCUUGCGAAGAGUGCUACAGCCUCCACCACGACGGAUUUCCGUAUCUCACUUGGGAGGACCCGUGCAGCCAGAACGAGAACGACGAGAACGUGGAGUCUAACGUCACGAAGGCUCGGUGCGUGAAGUCGGGCUCGGUUGCCGCGCCAUUAGUCGCGGAGUCGACGGCUACCCGCGACGAGUACGGCAUCGAACUUCGCGAGUGUUUCAUCGCGCUGGGCGAGUCGGAGCUCCGCAGCGUCACGGACAGGAAACGGUUGUCCAAGAAGUUGACUCUGACGUUUUAA